AUGACGAAUAUGACUCAAACCUUAGGAACUGUUGUACAAAACUGGACCACUAGACCACGUCCUUCAAAAAUCGUGCUACAGGGAAACCUGUGUACUCUUGAGCCUCUGAAUGGUGAGAAGCAUGCAAAAGAUUUGUUCGAGUCAUUUAAGGAGGCGGGUGACGAAUUUUGGACUUAUAUUCCAAUUGGUCCCUUUGAUAGGCUAGACGACUAUAGGGCAUUAGUUGAUAAACUCAGUGUGAGUGAUGAUGCUCACUUUGCCAUUAUAAACAAAGAAAAAGGACGUGCUGUUGGUCAAUUAUGUUUGAUGAGGUGUGAUCCUGCAAAUGGUGUAGUAGAGGUUGGUUUUGUGUUGUUUUCCCCACAUUUAUGGAAAACCACGAUGGCUACAGAGGCGCACUAUUUGCUGAUGAAGUAUGUUUUUGAGGACCUGGGGUACAGGAGAUACGAAUGGAAGUGCAACAGUCACAAUGGGCCUUCAAGAAAAGCUGCAUAUAGACUCGGUUUCCAGUUUGAAGGAACAUUUAGGCAAGCUGAAGUUGUAAAAGGCAGGAACAGAGAUACUCAGUGGUUUUCUAUAAUAGAUAAGGAAUGGAUUGACUGUCGUUCUGCGUUUGAUAGAUGGUUGAGCGGUGAGAAUUUUGAAGAUGGAAAACAAAAGCUGGCUUUAAGUGAAAUUAGAAGCAAAAUUCUAGCAGAUAAAGAUUGA
This is a messenger RNA of Zygosaccharomyces rouxii, 708 nucleotides long. RefSeq lists its product as uncharacterized. The record is from RefSeq and is a predicted model, not a curated record. Gene Ontology annotation, molecular function: protein N-terminal-serine acetyltransferase activity; protein-N-terminal-alanine acetyltransferase activity. The transcript has a single exon. NCBI's taxonomy places the organism in Eukaryota, Fungi, Ascomycota, Saccharomycetes, Saccharomycetales, Saccharomycetaceae. Bases 1 to 708 code for a protein of 235 amino acids.